Messenger RNA from Talaromyces rugulosus, 2043 nucleotides. RefSeq lists its product as uncharacterized. Lineage: Eukaryota; Fungi; Ascomycota; Eurotiomycetes; Eurotiales; Trichocomaceae. The record is from RefSeq and is a predicted model, not a curated record. The coding region runs from base 1 to 2043 and encodes 680 amino acids. The transcript has 8 exons. Gene Ontology annotation, biological process: lipid catabolic process.
AUGUUCCAGUCAGCCCAUUCUCUGGCCGUCGCUGCCCUUGGCUUGUCGGCUUCAGCCCUGGCUAUUCCAGUUCGCCGUGAUGUCUCGGCGGACGUGUUGGCCAACCUGAACCUCUUCGAGCAGUACUCAGCCACUGCGUACUGCGCUUCCGAUUAUAAUGCUGCCGCCGGAGCAACUAUUUCUUGCGAGGCAGACAACUGUCCGCUUGUCCAGGAAGCUGGUGCAACAGCUCUCUACUCCUUCUAUGACGUUGGAACCGGCGACAAUACCGGACUCAUCGCCAAAGACGACACCAACAAGCUGAUUGUCCUGACAUUCCGCGGCUCCCACAACUUUGAGAACUGGAUUGCCAAUCUCAAGUUUGCCAAGAUCGACGCCUCGGCGACGUGCGAUGGAUGUGAAACUCAUGAUGGGUUCACCAAGGCGUGGCAGUCGGUCUCUGCCAAUAUCACGGCCCAGUUGUCGGAUGCAGUUUCUGCCAACCCGGAUUAUCAGAUUGUCGCCACGGGCCACAGCCUGGGCGCUGCCCUAGCGACUCUCGCGGCGGUCGACCUGCGCCUUGCUGGAAACAAGGUUGACUUGUAUACAUAUGGCUCCCCCCGUGUCGGCAACACUGCGUUUGCAACCUUCCUCUCGUCACAAUCCGGUGGAACCAACUACAGAGUCACGCACACGGAUGACCCCGUCCCCAAGCUGCCUCCUCUCGACUUUGGCUACAGCCAGCCAACUCCAGAGUACUGGGACACGGCGGCCACCAACGCCAGCGUCAAGGGGACGGACAUCACGGUCGUCCAGGGCAUUGACUCGGACCAGGGCAACGACGGAACUCCCACGGGACUGGACAUUGCCGCGCACCUGUGGUACUUUAACGGCAUCGCGAAGUGCGCGAUGGAACUGGCUGGACCUGGAUCGACUGGAAGAGCAUCAAAGAGAGUUGUUGCAAGAGCGUCGGCCGUCGCGAUGCUCCUCCAUGGAACGGUGAAGCCCAUGAGACCGGUUUCAGGCCGUCGCCGCCUGAGGCCUCUCAUCCUGGCCCUGAUGGUUCUGUGUGGUAUCUACUGGAUUUCGACAACCCCGAAUCACCGCCUGUCGACCUCGAUAUCGUCGUCACGAUCUUCGUCACGCAGUCCGGCCAGCUUGGAAAGGUUCUCGAGCCCGAAUGCAAAGGCCGCAGGGGCCGGCCUUCAGGUGCCGGUCUCUGCACCUACGCCUGCGUCGACGGCCUCUAAAAAGGAUCUGGUCGUUGCGAGCAUGCUGGGAGACAACACCACCUGGCUUUAUGAUAACCUACCCGACUGGCGGAAGAAUGUGUUUGUCGUUGACGAUAAAACGGCCGACUUGACUGUUGUGAAGAACAAGGGCCGGGAGUCGAUGGUAUAUUUGACUUACAUUAUUGACAACUACGACCAUUUACCGGAUCACAUGCUCUUUAUACACUCCUCGCGAUACCAAUGGCACAACGAUGACCCGUACUACGACGGUGUCCCCAUGAUCAACCGAUUUCAGAUCCCGUACCUUGAAGAGGUCGGAUACGUCAAUCUGCGUUGCGCCUGGGUCCUCGGUUGCCCAGAAGAAAUCCAUCCGAUGACAGACAGCGACAUAGAUGUCGUACACGCCGGUGCAUAUUUUAUGAAUGGCUUCAAAGCACUGUUUCCCGGGACUAAGGUCCCGGAUGCUGUCGGGGUCUCGUGCUGCGCCCAGUUUGGCGUGGCCAGAUGGAAAAUCUUGGAGCGGCCAAAGAGCGACUACCAGCGCUACAAGAAGUGGCUGCUCGAGACGGAUCUCGACGAUGCGAUGAGUGGGCGGAUUAUGGAAUACUCGUGGCACAUGAUCUUUGGAAUGGAGCCAAUCCAUUGCCCCGACGCUGCAGAAUGUUACUGCAAAGUUUGGGGACUAUGCGACCUGAAUUGCUCACCAUGGGAUUGCGAGGACCGAUAUAUCCUGCCUCCCUUUUCAAACCUGCCAGAGGGAUGGCCAUAUAUAGGAUGGAAUGGAGAACCACAGGAUCCCACUGCACGGGACGUCCCAGAAGUUAUCUUCUAG